CAGGCUGCUAUAUGGCAAGCGCUGAACCACUACGCCUACCGGGACGCUGUCUUCCUGGCGGAACGACUGUAUGCAGAAGUACACUCAGAAGAAGCCUUGUUUUUACUGGCAACCUGUUAUUACCGCUCAGGAAAGGCAUAUAAAGCAUAUAGACUCUUGAAAGGACACAGUUGUACUACACCACAGUGCAAAUACCUGCUUGCAAAGUGUUGUGUUGAUCUCAGCAAGCUCGCAGAAGGGGAGCAGAUCUUAUCUGGCGGAGUGUUUAGUAAGCAGAAAAGCCAUGACGAUAUGGUUACUGAAUUUGGGGAUUCCGCUUGCUUUACCCUUUCUUUGUUGGGACAUGUGUAUUGCAAGACAGAUCGGCUUGCCAAAGGGUCAGAAUGUUACCAAAAGAGCCUUAGUUUAAACCCUUUCCUCUGGUCUCCCUUUGAAUCACUAUGUGAAAUAGGUGAAAAGCCAGAUCCUGACCAAACAUUUAAAUUAACAUCUUUACAGAACUUUAGCAACUGUCUGCCCAACUCCUGCACAACACUAGUAUCUAAUCAUAGUUUAUCUCAUAGACAGCCUGAGACGGUUCUUACAGAAACACCCCAGGACACAAUUGAACUAAACAGAUUGAAUUUAGAAUCUUCCAAUUCAAAGUACUCCUUGAAUACAGAUUCCUCAGUGUCUUAUAUUGAUUCAGCUGUAAUUUCACCUGAUACUGUCCCUCUUGGAACGGGAACUUCAAUAUUAUCUAAACAGGUUCAAAAUAAACCAAAAACUGGUCGAAGCUUAUUAGGAGGACCAGCUGCUCUUAGCCCAUUAACCCCAAGUUUUGGGAUUUUGCCAUUAGAAACCUCAAGUCCUGGAGAUGGAUCCUAUUUACAAAACUACACUAACACACCUUCUGUUAUUGAUGUGCCAUCCACCGGAGCCCCUUCAAAAAAGUCUGUUGCCAGAAUCGGCCAAACUGGAGCAAAGUCUGUCUUCUCGCAGAGCGGAAAUAGUCGAGAGGUAACUCCAGUUCUUGCACAAACACAGACUUCUGGCCCACAAACAAGUACUACACCUCAGGUAUUGAGCCCCACUAUCACGUCUCCCCCAAAUGCACUGCCUCGAAGAAGUUCACGGCUUUUUACUAGUGACAGUUCUACAGCCAAGGAAAAUAGCAAAAAAUUAAAAAUGAAGUUUCCACCUAAAAUCCCAAACAGAAAAACAAAAAGCAAAACUAAUAAAGGAGGAAUAACUCAACCUAACAUAAAUGACAGCCUGGAAAUUACAAAAUUGGACUCUUCCGUCAUUUCAGAAGGGAAAAUACCCACGAUCACCCCUCAGAUCCAGGCGUUUAAUCUGCAGAAAGCAGCUGCAGGUUUGAUGAGCCUUCUUCGUGAAAUGGGGAAAGGUUAUUUAGCUUUGUGUUCGUACAACUGCAAAGAAGCUAUAAGCAUUUUGAGCCACCUGCCUUCUCACCACUACAAUACUGGCUGGGUACUGUGCCAAAUCGGAAGGGCCUAUUUUGAACUUUCAGAGUACAUGCAAGCUGAAAGAAUAUUCUCAGAGGUUAGAAGGAUUGAGAAUUACAGAGUGGAAGGCAUGGAGAUCUACUCUACCACGCUUUGGCAUCUUCAAAAAGACGUUGCUCUUUCAGUUCUGUCAAAAGACUUAACAGACAUGGAUAAGAAUUCACCAGAGGCCUGGUGUGCUGCAGGGAACUGUUUCAGUCUACAACGGGAACAUGAUAUUGCAAUUAAAUUCUUCCAGAGAGCUAUCCAGGUUGAUCCAAAUUAUGCUUAUGCUUAUACUCUAUUAGGGCAUGAGUUUGUGUUAACUGAAGAACUGGACAAAGCAUUAGCUUGUUUUCGAAAUGCCAUCAGAGUCAAUCCUAGACAUUAUAAUGCAUGGUAUGGUUUAGGAAUGAUUUAUUACAAGCAAGAAAAAUUCAGCCUUGCGGAAAUGCAUUUCCAGAAAGCACUUGAUAUCAACCCUCAGAGUUCAGUUUUACUUUGCCACAUUGGAGUAGUUCAGCAUGCCCUGAAGAAAUCUGAGAAGGCUUUGGAUACCCUAAACAAAGCCAUCGUGAUUGAUCCCAAGAACCCUCUAUGCAAAUUUCACAGAGCCUCAGUUUUAUUCGCAAAUGAAAAAUAUAAGUCUGCUUUACAAGAACUUGAAGAAUUGAAACAAAUUGUUCCCAAAGAAUCUCUCGUUUACUUCUUAAUAGGAAAGGUUUACAAGAAGUUAGGGCAAACGCACCUCGCCCUGAUGAAUUUUUCUUGGGCUAUGGAUCUAGAUCCAAAAGGAGCCAAUAACCAGAUCAAAGAGGCAAUCGAUAAGCGCUAUCUUCCUGAUGAUGAGGAGCCAAUAACCCAGGAGGAGCAGAUUAUGGGAACAGAUGAAUCCCAGGAGAGCAGCAUGACGGAUGCAGACGACACACAGCUUCAUGCAGCUGAAAGCGAUGAGUUUUAACUCUCAGAAGCGAGGCUUUUGCGACUGGAUGUGUGACUAGUGCUGACGUCUCUUGUCCCUCCAUGUCCCGCGUCGUCAGUCUGGAGCCGGCAGUGUCACCAUCCAUCCCUUAUGCCAUGUGUGUGCCACUUUCAUUGGACCCUGACUGUACCCAGAAUGAAAGGCAGUGCAAUAUUGAGCUGCUAACAAGACUGGCUCUUUCACCAGUACGAAUGACAAUAUAGGGGUGGGGGGAGCUUUCUUUUCUUUUUUUUUUUUUCUUUAAUCUCCCUUUAUUGGAAAACUAUCAUGGAAGGAAGAGUUGUUUUCUCUUGGAGGAACUGUUAGCUGUGGAAAGUAGUGAUGAACCAGAAUUUCUUGGUCGUUUUCCAAAACUGUGUUUUUAUUUGCUUCUGUUCCUGAGUAACAGAGUGACUGGCCUUCAUUUCUAGGCUCUUCAAGAAUGGGGUAGCAAGUGCCAGACGGAACAAUAAAGACAUUGCCU
Messenger RNA from Carlito syrichta (Philippine tarsier), 2932 nucleotides. It is a transcript of the gene CDC27, whose product is annotated as cell division cycle 27. Gene Ontology annotation, biological process: cell division. Gene Ontology annotation, molecular function: protein binding. The record is from RefSeq and is a predicted model, not a curated record. Bases 292 to 2448 code for a protein of 718 amino acids. NCBI's taxonomy places the organism in Eukaryota, Metazoa, Chordata, Mammalia, Primates, Tarsiidae. The transcript is spliced from 18 exons.